This is a messenger RNA of Amyelois transitella, 4440 nucleotides long. RefSeq names its product myeloid leukemia factor (gene Mlf). Bases 185 to 1009 code for a protein of 274 amino acids. Gene Ontology annotation, biological process: regulation of DNA-templated transcription. The record is from RefSeq and is a predicted model, not a curated record. Lineage: Eukaryota; Metazoa; Arthropoda; Insecta; Lepidoptera; Pyralidae. Gene Ontology annotation, cellular component: cytoplasm; nucleus. The transcript has 7 exons.
UUUUUGUCUAUGGUUUUCCUUGUUGUGAAAUUGGCGUUUUGUGACUGGCUGACUUACUAGAGAUUUCCAUUUUCUUGAGAUAAUCAUCGGAUUCAACGGAAAAUACCCUGUGAAUCCUUGCUGCAAAACAUAAUUGAAUUGUGAUAUAUUCUUGGAUUUCCUUGCAGAUUAAUUUUUAAUCAACAUGUCUUUAUUCGGAUCUUUGAUGGGCGACGUGGAGGAUGAUCCUUUUUUCGGAUCUCACAUGAGGCAUAUGCGUCAAAUGAACAACAUGAUGAAUUCGUUGUUUUCGGACCCGUUCGGCAUGCUCGGAGGCGGAGGCCCGCUGGCUCUGACCGGGCCUCGCCAUGGCAGUGCUUUGAUGCCUUUCAUGCCCCAAAUGCCUUCACUGAACAGACUUUUUUCAGGAGACAUGGAGGGCCAUAUGGGUAUGGGCAGUUCCUUUAGCAGCAGCACUGUGAUAAUGUCCAGCGGACCUAAUGGAAAGCCACAGGUUUACAGCUCAACUAGCAGCACCAAAAUAGGACCAAAUGGUGUGAAAGAGACAAAAAAGACUUUGCAAGAUUCCAGGACUGGUACAAAGAAGAUGUCAAUUGGUCAUCACAUCGGCGAGCGCGCACACGUGAUCGAACGCGAACAAAACGUAUACUCAGGCGACGCUGAAGAAAGACAAGAGUUCAUUAACCUCGACGAGGAGGAAGCUGAGGAAUUCGACCGGGAGUUCCAGGCCAAGGCCGGGAUGGCUCGGCCUUCCAGGCUGGCCAUAGCGGCUCCCCCGGCUGGAAGGGCCGAAGCUAGAUUGGCUUUGCCUGCACCGCCCGCUACCAAUCGUAGCGAGGAGAGCCCCAGGCGCUCGAACCCGAGGCCCUCGGCGCGGCGUCCGCUCCGCACCAGCGCCAGUCCGCUCACGGUGCCACCCAGCGUCAGCGUCCGCGAGGUGUACGGCGGUUCUCACCCGCAGCGCCACCGACACAAACACCACAAGUCGCACAGGCACAACGCCGAAUAGAGCCGCUAGUGUGACCCGACCCUAUGAUGACUGUCGCCGAGCUGGGAAUAUUGUGGAGGUUGCACUUUAAAAGUAAAAAAAUAAUAUCUAUAUUAUUGUCGAAUUGAUAUAUUGAUUGCGAAAAAUGCUGUUUUUACAUUGUAUCUCUUUGUAAAAAGCAAUAAAAGUCCAGCUUUGUAGUUUUUGUUUCGUUAAAUAUUGUUUCGGGUUAUAACAUUUUUACAUAGUUUUGAAGUGACAGAUUUUUUUGUUCCGUAACGGAUAAAUUGUGUGUGCAACGUCUAUGAAAUUUUUAGCUCCUUCAGAUAACAAAACGCAGAUGACUGAUGGUUUUAAAUUUGGAAUUGUAUUUUCUAUGUGUGAGUAAAGACAUUGUAGCUAAUGUUCUGAAAGAAUUGAAUGCUGCGUUUUGUUAUAAGUCUUAGGUAAUUAUUAAGGGUCUUGGGUUUGAUACGGGUUCUGCAUCACCGACUACGGGCGAUACCGACUUUUUAACCCACCAUUUAUAACCACUGGUAUUAUGUGUCGAUUACAAAUAGAAUUCGAGAUAUCUGCAUCUUUAGUAACUAUCUAUAAAAUAAAGUUGAUCUCUGUGACAGAUGUCAAACACAUACAACAUUUUGUAGUCUUAUCUUUUUCGCACCUUCGUCAAAGUUAGCUUUCCAUCCUGCUGUCAUAGAGAUAGCUAUAUUUUACAGACUAGAAGGAUGAUAUUAUCUAAAUGUAAAAGUGGACAGGUAGUUAAUUUCCUAAAGCUAUAUCUGGUAUUGCAACAAGUUCUUUGGCAUCGUACGAAUAAAUCUUCCCAUGUAACUGUUAUAUGUUAAAAUUAAAAAGAUGAAAAGACAGUUCAGUCAUUCUCAAGAACGCGACAGGCAAACAGACGGUUCACAGUUUUGGUUUAAUUGAUACCAAUUAUUCCUCUAUGUCUGUCUGCAUGUCAUAAUUUGUAGGAGAAAUUUUGAGAAAGGCCCGUUUUCCAGAGAGAAGAUGUGGAAAUAACGAAAUUUGAUUGGUUAUUCCACAUCGUCUCUUCUCCACUUUGAUGGAAACUCAGAGAAGAAGCUAAAAGACGGAAGUGGUUAACAAAAUGCGCGAAUAUUCUAUUUGACCAAUGAGCGGUAGUUGACAUAUUUUUUAGUGAGAUUAUGUAUGCAAUUAUUGUAAGGCUCGAUUGUUUGUUUGUAAAUUAGAAUUUACAAAGAGAGCUGUGUAUUUGUAAGAACGGCCGCUAUAGAACAGUUAAGAUUAAAAAAAAACACUAUAUUCUGUAUUGUGGUCUUACUCUUGGAUCUAUGGUCGAUUGUAUUUUUUGAAGUUAACAUAUUAUGUUAGAAAGGAUGAUUUAAUUAUUAUCCAAAAUUGGUUUUUCAUUAUCACUUGUAAUUAACUUCUCAUUUUGUAUGAUUAAGUUAAUUUUAAUUAAAUAUACCUACUUAAGCUAAAAUUUUCGGUUAUUUAUUUUAUCCGUCCACAAUUUAUCAGUAUGUUUAUUUGGAGUAUUUCUUUUUUUUAUUCCCUAUAAUUCACUAAGGUCAACUUUACAUUCAGUUUGCUAUCUUCAAAAAUGCAGUGAAAAUUUCAAAAUUAUUAUUUAAACCUAAAUUGAAGUAAUUGGUUUAUUACAAUUUAGAACCUGAUGCAUACUUUAAAAUAGGUUAACCAGUAAAAUUAAAAAGUUAAAUGUUAAGUAUAAUGCUACCAAGUUACAAUUAAGUCUUCUAUCGGACAUAGGCCUUGAAAGUAAAUUGAAUAGUUAUAAACAGAAGUAUAUUUAUUUAACCCCUUCAAUAAAUUACUGAUUGAAGGUUUAGAUAUAUGUGCUUAUUGCUCACAGUUUGCUGCAUUGAAAAGUAAAAAUCUUAUCGUAACGGCGUAUGCUGUACUGUAAAUUAUAAUCAUAAAGCCAAGUUUUAAAAAUAUGUACCUACCCCAUACGGUGAAGGGAUUUGAUUGUAUGUAUGUAUUUCACAAUGUCAUUUUGUAAAUGUUGACUAGUAGAGAAAUGUGCAGUUCAAUGAAAUUAAUUCUUAAUUUGAAUGCAACAAAUUUUUUACACCACUUCUCGGUAUACUUUUCUAUGUAGCCCACUGUACGUUAUUAAUUCAAUGUAUCAUAGAUUCAUGUAAUGUAUAGAGGCGUAAUAUAAAUAGUAAUAGUGUGUAGAGUUAUUAAAGCGGACCCAGGUAAUGUUAACUUUAAACAAUCUUUGUAUUUUGUCGCUAUCGCUCUACUGUAUUAAAUGAAGUAACCAGAAUAGGUACGUGAUAAGAAUGCCUUUGUAUGCAGAAAUAGUGUAGUAUAUAGCUUUCUGUAUGAUUCUAUCGGUGUAUUGUGGAAAUAAGUAGGAAAUUCACACAUUGUUCUAUUGUCUAAAAUAUUAAACAAUAUGUAUGUACGAUUGUAUAAGGGUUGCUAUGGUUUGUACCUACUACUCAUUAAAGGAAAACCAACGUGUAGACGGGAUGAUUGUUUAUUUGCAACUGAUUCACAUAAUGACAACUCCUAUCAAUUGGACAAUGCAGUUGAACAUCGAACACAAUAUGUCGAUAGAAUCUCCAGUGUAAAAGUGUUUGGGAAUUUGGUAGUCUAUACCAAAUAAUCUUUUGCAAAGACAAUUCAGUAUAAAAUAAGUAAAUGGUUUUAAGAAUUAUUUGUAUUGUACCUAUCUGAGUAGUAUAUAUCUUUAUAGAUUAAAAUUAUAUAUAAAUAACUAGUUUUAAAUUACUGUAAGUUAAAAGUACUGUUGAGAAGUCCAUUUUUAUUCGUUCAAUCUCUAUGUUUUUUUUUCAAUAAAUGUUUAAAUUCGUGGCAGAAAUAUUCAAACCAAAAACGGAGGAAGCGAAAGAAGUUUCUCACUCAUUUGAUCCGUUUAUAUUUAUUUUAUUAAUUUUUUUGAAGAACACCCGCUAGAUGGCGUUCCAUAAAGAAAUAAGUGUCAUUCUUAUGGGCAUGGUUUUCGAUGAUUAGUUGUAAAAUAUAUAAUUGAGUUAGUCCAUAGAAAUACUAUUAUAUCAGGCUAGUUUUAUCUUUUUAUUUGUCUUAUAUUUUAGUAAAUCAUGAAGUUUCCUUCUCUAGAAUGUCUAUGUACGUCCCUGUACAUAAUAAAAGAUGGAAUGGGAUAAUGUAAUCAUUAUUGACGAUGUGUCUCAUGUCUCAUCAUCACAGCAAGGAAGUCCGCGCUGACGUCGGCGUUGUUUUCUGCGGUCUCGUUUAAAUGAUGGAGCAUUAGGCAUGAAUUACAUGAUUAGUAGAAAAAGAAAAUUCUAUUUCUAUAACUGGUUAGAUGCACAAAAUUUGUAAGGUGCUGGACUCUUUUUUUUUUCAUAUUUCUGUUUCAUAUAGUUAAAAUUACUAGUAAUUGGUGUUAGAAGUUAAAGAACCAAUUCUUAUUAUCUGUGUGAUCGUAUAAAUAAAGUAGUUAAUUGUAA